UGUGGCCGUGACAAAUAAUGGUUCUCUCAGUUGUCUUUUCAUCAAGUUAUUAUUAUGGACUAGGACUGGAGUAAUCAGUGACAGUGAGUGAGGAGAGGUUAAAUUUGGUGUCUUUCGAGUAAAUUGAGUGUUGUGCCUUGUUCAUUCUGAAUUGUUACUUUCGUAAAAUAGGAAACAUCAUUUAGGUUAUGUGCAGUGAUCUUAGACUGAUAACAUACUAUUAAGCACUAACUUUUAAAUGUUAAAACCAAACUGAACCGAGAAAUAAACUGGCAUAUUGACUGCCUGUAAUAAUGGAUUUUGAAGAUGUAGUUAUGGCUUCAGAAACUAUAGAAUCACUUAAUGAAAUGACACCUGGGCGUCAAAAACAAAUUGAACUCCUGUUCAAUCUGCUUGGAACACCUGGAGAUCCUCUGCCAGCGAGUGUUUACGUAUAUGGAGAUGCAGCAACGGGGAAGACCCAAGUAAUCCAAGGAGUGCUUAGUCUCACAUCAGCUCGCUUUGCUCUAGUCAAUUGUGUGGAAUGUUACACAGCUCGACUCUUGUUGGAACCCAUUCUGCAAAAACUGCUAGAUGAUGGGUACAACAAUGAGGAUAGUGCAGAUAAAUGUGACAAUAUGAUGGUUUUGGUGAAACAACUGCGCAUUGCGGCUCACAAAGGUCAACUGGCUGACGACCAUUGUGUUAUAGUUUUGGAUAACUGCGAGCGAUUGUUUGAACUUGGAGACCAUUACUUUGUAGCAUUCCAGAAAUUACAAGAACUGACGUCUCUCUCAAACUUGUGUGUAAUUUUUAUCAGUCAAAUCUUGCCAGAGAAGUUCUGUACAGUAGUCCCAUACAUAAGAAUAUUUUUCCCUCAGUAUAACAAAGAUGACAUUCUGAAUAUUUUAAUGAGAGAAACACCUGAUAGUGAAGAUGAAAAGGAUUUGUUCAAACAGUUUCUUGUAUUUUUCCUUGACACAUUUUACCUGGCUACAAGGGAUCUCAAUGAAUUAAAACAUCAGAUGAUUGCCAUCUACCCGAAGUAUGUGGAGCCAGUAAAGACAGGAAGAAUCAAGCCUACUGACACUCACGGACUAUAUAAAAAUAUUGCUCCUCACAUUAGAGCUUGUCUCAACAACGUCUAUCUUCCCGGUAUUGGUGGAACUGAAAAUGCCAAUUCAAAAUCAGAAACAGUAUUGACCACUAAGAUUCUACAAUCAUUGGAUCUUCCGUACUAUGCGAAAUAUUUCCUAAUUGCUGCAUUUCUUGCUUCAUACAACUCACCAAAAGAAGAUAAACGAUUAUUUUUGAAAAAUCACGGAAAGAAAAAGAAAAGAUUGGUUCAAGAUCAGAAAAAAGAAAAUGCUAGCAAAGAAUUGCUUGGUCCUAAAAUAUUCACUUUGGAUAGAUUGCUAGCAAUCUUCUAUGCUAUAAUGGAAGAGAAGACUCCACUAAAUGCUAACUUGUUAGCUCAGAUCUCUUCCCUGGUUGAAUUGAGAUUGUUGGUAAAACUGGGAGAAGACUUAGACAAGCCUAAGUACAAAUGUGCAGUGGGAAUUGAAUGUGUAGAAGCAAUAUCAAGAACUCUGGAUUUCAAUGUGCGGAAAUAUAUGGUGCACUAACUGAAGACACAAACUGAACUGAAAGAAACCACUAAUUUGUUAUUUUUGUUAGUACAAAAGCCUGUGAUGUAAUGUUAUCAAAUAAGAUUUGAUUUGUAUUUUGUACAUUGCAUUUAGUUAAUAAAACAGUUAAAACACAA
Messenger RNA from Homalodisca vitripennis (glassy-winged sharpshooter), 1744 nucleotides. Its product is annotated as origin recognition complex subunit 5-like. The transcript is spliced from 10 exons. Bases 294 to 1604 code for a protein of 436 amino acids. Gene Ontology annotation, molecular function: DNA replication origin binding. Gene Ontology annotation, cellular component: nucleus; nuclear origin of replication recognition complex. Gene Ontology annotation, biological process: DNA replication initiation; DNA replication. The record is from RefSeq and is a predicted model, not a curated record. Lineage: Eukaryota; Metazoa; Arthropoda; Insecta; Hemiptera; Cicadellidae.